Pogoniulus pusillus (Red-fronted tinkerbird) is the source of this 3575-nucleotide messenger RNA. It is a transcript of the gene TMPRSS9, whose product is annotated as transmembrane serine protease 9. The coding region runs from base 1 to 3342 and encodes 1113 amino acids. The transcript is spliced from 19 exons. Gene Ontology annotation, biological process: proteolysis. NCBI's taxonomy places the organism in Eukaryota, Metazoa, Chordata, Aves, Piciformes, Lybiidae. The record is from RefSeq and is a predicted model, not a curated record. Gene Ontology annotation, molecular function: serine-type endopeptidase activity; protein binding.
AUGGACCAGCUCAAGCCAGUGGUAGUGCCCCAGAGAAGAGGACUGAGGGGCAGCUGCUGGAAGGUGGCAGUGGCAGCCACGGCGGUGGGCACCGUGGCAGCUCUCUACCUGGGCAUCCUGCUGGCCUGCCAGCCCUCGGGGGAGACCAGCUUUGAGCACACGGUGGAGCUGCGAGGGAUCAGCUUCGACAGCAGCCUGCAGCUGGAGAGCUCAGACUACUACAGGGUGCUGACCCCUGCCCUCGAGAGGCUGUUCCUGUCCAGUGUCCAGGACUCACAGCUGGACUGGAGCUGCACAGGUUGCACCAUCCUGGGCUACAGGAGCGGCAACUCCAGCGUCCUCGUCCGCUUCCGCCUGCGCUUCAGCCCGCAGGACUCGCAGCCGCUGAGCUCCAGCCUGGAGGAGGAGGCUCUCAGGCAUGGGCUGGCAGCUGCCCUGCGGGAGCAGGGCCUGUCCCUGGCUGCCUACGGGACCAUAUCCUCAGCCUCCCUCACAGGUGGCAGUGAGGUUUCUCCCCACAGAGCUGGGCUGAAAUCAGGGAGCUGCCCUGCAGACGCCUUCACCUGCCACAACAGCCAGUGCGUGGGGAAGGCAAACCCCGAGUGCGACGGGCGGCAGGACUGCGCCGACGGCUCCGACGAGCGCGGCUGUGAGUGCGGGAGCCGCCCUGCCAUGCAGGCUGCCAGCAGGAUCGUGGGGGGCUCGGAGGCGUCCCGGGGGGAGUUCCCGUGGCAGGUCAGCCUGCGGGAGAACAACGAACACUACUGCGGCGCUGCCAUCCUGACGCGCAAGUGGUUGGUGUCCGCUGCCCACUGCUUCACCGAGUUUCAGGACCCGGCCAUGUGGGCAGCUUACACUGGCACCACGUCGCUGCGGGGCGCGGAGCGCGGGGCGGUGCAGCUGGGCAUAGCGCGGAUCAUCACCCACCCCUCCUACGACCCCGACACCGCCGACUACGACGUGGCCGUGCUGGAGCUGAAGAGACCUGUGCCCUUCACCAAGUACAUCCAGCCCGUCUGCCUGCCAGGAGCUGGGCACCACUUCCCCACCAGCAAGAAGUGCCUCAUCUCGGGCUGGGGCUACCUCAAGGAGGAUUUCUUGGUGAAGCCUGAGUUCCUGCAGAAAGCCACCGUGGAGCUGCUGGACCAGGCACUGUGUGCCAGCCUCUACAGCCAUGCCCUCACCGACAGGAUGAUGUGUGCUGGCUACCUGGAGGGCAAAGUCGACUCCUGCCAGGGGGACUCUGGGGGGCCCUUGGUGUGCCAGGAACCCUCUGGCAAGUUCUUCCUGGCGGGCAUCGUGAGCUGGGGCAUUGGCUGCGCCGAGGCCAGGCGGCCUGGCGUCUACACCCGCGUCACCAAGCUCCGCCACUGGAUCCUGGAGGCCAUCUCUGCCCUGCCCACCUCCAGCGACCACUCUGUGCCCCUGACAGACCCCAGCACCCACGGCCAGGUUGGCAGCAUGCCACAGCUCAACACCACCGCGGCCAUGCCCACUGCCACCGCAGCCACAGCUGCCAGCAAGCCACUGCCUGCAGCAGGGCCACAAGGGUGUGGAGCCCGCCCUGGGUUCUCCAAGCCCAGCAGGAUCGUGGGGGGAGCAGAAGCCUCCCCGGGAGAGGUGCCCUGGCAGGUCAGCCUGCGGGAAGCCUCGGGGCACUUCUGCGGAGCCACCAUCAUCGCCGAGCGCUGGCUGCUGUCCGCAGCUCACUGCUUCAACCAGACGAGCCCAGAGGAGCUGGAAGCUCAGGCGGGCACAACCUCACUGAACGGGAGCGAGGGGAGCAGAGUGAGAGCCAACAUCAGCAGGGUGCUGCAGCAUCCCCUCUACAACCCCAUACUGCUCGACUUCGACGUGGCGCUGCUGGAGCUGGCCACACCUCUGCCCUUCGGCAAGCACAUCCAACCCAUCUGCCUGCCAGCUGCCGCGCAGGACUUCCCCGUGGGCAAGAAGUGCCUCAUCUCCGGCUGGGGAGACCUCCAGGAGGGCAAUGGCACCAACUCGGAGACCCUGCAGAAAGCCUCUGUGGGCAUCAUCGAGCAGGAGACCUGCGACUUCCUCUACAACUUCUCCCUCACCGACAGGAUGCUCUGCGCUGGCUUCCUGCAGGGCAAGGUGGACUCCUGCCAGGGGGACUCGGGCGGACCCCUGGCCUGCGAGAUGACCCCAGGAGUGUUCUACCUGGCUGGCAUCGUGAGCUGGGGCAUUGGCUGUGCCCAGGCCAUGCAGCCUGGGGUGUACUCCAGAAUCACCAAGGUCAGGGACUGGAUCCUGGAUACCAUCUCACAGCUGCCCAGGCCUGGCACGGGCAGCCCUUCCAGCUCAGCCAUCACCACAACUUCCACUGCAGCCAUGCCCCCCCAGCAGCCCAGCACAGCAGCUGCCAGUCCAGCCCCGGAGGUGGCAACGACCACAGCCAGCAACGCAACCUCCACGGCUCCGGAGCCCACUCAGCCUGCCAGGCCCACGCAGCCCCCAGUGGUGCCUUGUACCAGCCUCACCUUCAGGUGCUCCAGCAAGGUCUGCAUUGGCAAGGAGAACCCUGAGUGCGACGGCGUCCUGGACUGCAGCGACGGCUGGGACGAGCACGGCUGCGACUGCGGCUCAGCCCCCGCCGUGCCCGCCGUGCCCGCCGGCAGGAUCGUGGGCGGCAGCAGCGCGGCGCAGGGCGAGUGGCCCUGGCAGGUCAGCCUCUGGCUGCGGCGCAAGGAGCACAAGUGCGGAGCUGUCCUCAUCGCCGACCGCUGGCUGCUGUCUGCCGCUCACUGCUUCGACAUUUACAGCGACCCCAAGUCGUGGGUGGCCUUCCUGGGCACGGCGCUGCUGAGCGGGGCGGGGGGCUCGGCGCGGGACAUCUCCCGCAUCCACAAGCAUCCCUUCUACAACGUCUACAGCCUGGACUACGACGUGGCCCUGCUGGAGCUCAGCAGCCCUGUGCCCUUCAGCAGCACCAUCGGCCCCAUCUGCCUGCCAGACCCCUCCCACGUCUUCCCUGAGGGGGGCAGGUGCUUCAUCACGGGCUGGGGCUCCACCAAGGAAGGAGGCCUCAUGGCCAAGCACCUGCAGAAGGCAGCAGUGAACAUGAUUGCAGACCAGGCCUGCAAGAGGUUCUACCCAGUGCAGAUCAGCAGCAGGAUGCUGUGUGCUGGCUUCCCACAGGGCACCGUGGACAGCUGCUCAGGCGAUGCAGGAGGGCCCCUGGCGUGCAAAGAACCCUCAGGGAAGUGGUUCCUGGCAGGGAUCACGAGCUGGGGCUAUGGCUGUGCCAGGCCACACUUCCCUGGGGUCUACACCAAAGUCACAGCUGUGCAGGGCUGGAUUGCACAGAACCUCAAGCUCUGAAGCUGCCUCUCACCACUCAGGGACGGCAAGGAAGGAGAGGAGCCACUGCCAGGGGCUGUGCCCACCCCUCAGCUACUGCCCCUCCAUUGCUGCCAGCUGCAGAGGGGUGAGGGUGGCCUGCAGGUACAACUGGCAGCGUGGGGUGACCCACUGCAGCUGUGGCACCAGGACACUGGCUAACUGCUUUGCAUAGAGAGGUACAGCUCCAGGCAUGGGCUACAAAUAAACGAGGU